Molecule: messenger RNA, 4651 nt
Organism: Larimichthys crocea (large yellow croaker)
Lineage: Eukaryota; Metazoa; Chordata; Actinopteri; Sciaenidae
Gene: prag1
Product: PEAK1 related, kinase-activating pseudokinase 1
Exons: 6
Coding region: 501-4595 (1364 amino acids)
Biological process (GO): protein phosphorylation
Molecular function (GO): ATP binding; protein kinase activity
Source: RefSeq, a predicted model, not a curated record
CUGUGAGUGUGAGCUACUGGCCACACUGCAUGGUUGUUAGGAGCUCCUCCCACCUCCUUGUGCUCUCUCACCACGCUGCUGCUGCAGAGGACUCCUGCUCCGCCUCACCACUCCACCUCUGCACAGUGCAACACCAGCAGCAGCAGCAGCAGCAGCAGGAGCAGGAGCAGGAGCGGUGUAGUAGGAGCAUGCCUGUCUAGAUCCGAAACCAGCCUGCAGCAGCAGCAGCAUACACACACACAACCUCCUGGGUCUUUAACCUGUCGCAUGUGGGAUACGUGAAGACAAUACGGAUAUCUUCUAUAGCUUCUGCUGGAAUCACAGGAGCCCAGCUGUGCUGUGUGCUUGUUCAUUUUUAAUCUUAAUUUUUUUUUUGAGAGAGAGAGAUUUUGUGUUGCCAGGGAAGAGAAAGUCGGAUCGAGCAGCCAUGACAGUCCGUCCUGUAUCUGCGAGAUCACUCAACAGCCACUUCUGACUGAACCUAAUUUAGCAAACCAAAGAUGUCAGCGUGCAGUGACUUUGCAGAACACGUGUGGAAACCUGGCUCUUGUAAGAACUGCUUCCACCCGCUUAGUGCGCACCACAAGACUGUCGGAGGCCUGGGGGGCAGUGUGCCAGCCGCUUGUUUGAAGAGUAGCCUGGGAGGUGAUGAAGAAGCUGGAGUAACAACACCUUCGCCCUACAGCAAGCCAACCAUCGCUGUCAAACCCACUAUGAUGAGCCUUGACACCAAUGAGUCGAUGACUGAUGUCAACAUGAACAUAGAGCAGGAGAACACAAAGAGUCCAGUUGAGCGUUUGAACCUGAAGCAGCUCUUGGACCUAUCGCCUCUUAUCAUUGACAGUAAUGGCUGCAACAAGGCCCAUAGAGAGGCGGUUCUCCAAAGCCCAGAAACCAAGAUGGACUACAACAACUGCUUCUCUCUGGCUUCCUUAUCUCCCAAUAUCCUGCCAAAAGAGUCCAUGAUCAUCAGCAAUAUCUUCGUUACACAAGAGGAGGGUAGAGGUUCUCAGAGUUUAAAGAAGAACGCCAAUGGAGACACCUGUAAGCAACAGACUACAAAUACCACUAAAACCAAAAGCACUUAUAAUGGAAUCGGUGUGACUACCAGAGCAAAUUGUCAGGUGUCCCAUCAGGCAUCUGUGGAUAUACCUUUUUCUGUGGAUAUUCUCCCUUCCAGUCCCGCCAAAGUUCAUAGCAAUGGUAUCAGCAGUGGCAGUACUACGACUGUUACAACUAAGACAUCAAGCACUUCCCCCACCACAGCCUUAAAUGUGCACACAAGCCACAAUCCCCCACCAUCCCUCUAUUCUCCUCCAGUCCUGUCUAAACAGAGCAGUCUGUCAGACUCCUCUUGUUCUUAUCGCAGUAGUACAGAUUCACUUCCUGGGGCAGAGGUGUCGGGAGGUAGACAGGCUAGGUCAGGGAGCCCCCAAAGCCCAUCAGCCAUGGGUAGCUCACAGUCUGCUCCAAAUUCUCCCAAUGGACAGCAAGAUUCAGAACCCAUUUAUGCAGAGAGCACCAAGAAAAAGCGCAGGCCGCAAGGAAAUGGUCUGCAAUCCCAUCCUGAAUCCCCAAACCAGACUAAGAACUCACCCAAGUGCUCUGAGUUUGAGCGCUCAGGAGAGACUCAGCGGGCGACCAUCACUGUAAUGGCUACUCACACAGAGGAAAACAACAGGACCUUCUACCUGAGCAGUCCAGAUUCAGCCAUCAGCACCCAAUGCCACUUCAGCCCCACAGCACGUAAAGACCCAAGCAGUCCGGCCUUCCGUUGGCCCAGCCCCAGCCACAGUGCACCCUCACUGGUCACAGAAGCCAGCCUUGCCCCAACUCUCUACCCCAAGCCUCAGUCUAGCCCACCUAUACCCCCGAAAAGGAUGACCCGUUCCCCCAAACUGGGCACCUCUAGCCUCUCACCAUCCAUGUCUUCUCCAGUCCCUCUUCCUGAUCUCCCCAAACUGGGCACUUCGAGCCUCUCAACAUCCAUCUCGUCACCCGUCCCUCUCCCUGAACUUCCCAUGCUUUUUCUCGUCUCUGCCAGAGAAGGCCACUUUAAGGUCCAUACAGAGAACCACAGCACAACAAUGUCCGAACGCUGGCACAAGCCCCACCACCACAGUUCUGGCUGGAACUGUCGCAUUGAGGAAGAAGAGGAGGAGGAGGAGAGAGAGCGGAAAGAGGGGGAGAAGAAGAAACUGGCCGCCAACCCUGGGACAACCUCUCGGGUGACUGGCCUGGUCAAUGAUGCCGCUGUCUGGAAGGAGGCCAGGGACUGGAAGGCCCACAGCCGCCCCCCUUCGAUGACAGAGCCAGGCACGGCCGCCCCGCCUGCCCCUAACAAUGGUGCCUGUCAGGGGGAGACUGAGGGCACCGGUGCAGAGGAGGAGGGCAAGCAUAACGGGAGCAUGCCGGCCAGGCAACCGAUGCACGGCAGCUCAUCAGAGCUGCUGGCAGCUGGGAAGGGAGCUGCCAACAAUGAACCCAAUCCGCCACCUCCCCCACCUAAGAAACUGCACAGAGUGUCUAGUAAGAUGAGUGGCAGCAGCAUGGAGCUGGACCGCUGCAGCCAACAAGGAUCAGUAGAGAGUCCCACUUCAUCUCUACGGGGCCUGGGCAGUGUCAGCCUACCCACUGCUUCCACUGACAACCUGACUGUUGACACUGGUUCUCGGGAUGCUAUACGGAUGUCUUGUUCCUCUCCAUUUACCAGAAGUCCAGUGGCCUCAGCUCCAGGAUCUCCUCACACACCCUCUUUUAACAACUUAACUAACCAGCCACCUCCACUCCCAGAGAAAAAAUUGGUCAACCGCACCGUGUCGGCUCCCGAUAGCACAAAUGGAAAACCCUUUGUCCGUGCCUACCCACGCCUCCCGUUCACUGGUUCAGAGAGCAACGUGUGUCGACCUGUCGAUAACAGCUCCCAGUCCAGUUUACCGUCCAGCCCUGUUGACCCGCGACCAAUUUUCUCUUCCAAUGAGUCCCUGGAACGCUGCCAUGCCCUGCUUGGCCGAUCCUCCAGGUCCCGGACUCUGGAUGAACCACUGAAGAUGCACGGGCGUCUGGGUGUCCACUGCCGAAGCAGUAUCACAUGCUCCUCUUCCCCCCAACUGAGCGUGCCAUUCUCAGCCUCAGAACCUGGUCUGGCACCAAAUUUGGGGUCCAGCCUGCAGCUUCAGACACUUCUGAGUAACAUAGACAGUAGGGAGGGAGUUUACUCCAAACUGGGAGGCCUGUACGCCGAGUCUCUGCGGCGCUUGGCUCUAAAAUGUGAGGAUCACUUCACUCGCUCCCAGAGGAACCCCCUUAGGUUUGAGGAGAGCAACUGGUCUCUGUUCAGACUGACCUCUAACAAGCCAAGCUGCAACUCAGGAGAUGCUGUGUACUACUCUGCUGCCUGUGCCUCAGACCCCAGCAACUCCUAUGCUGUAAAGAUCUGUAAGAGUCCAUCCAUGGAGGCCAAACAGGGCCAUCUCUACGGUCUAUCAGUACAGCAGAGCAUGCCUCCCCACUUCAACCUCCAGCAGGACUGUGGCCACUUCCUUGCUUGUGUCCCCCAAAGCAUGUUGCCUUCUGAUGAAGUCUCUCUGCCCACCACACCUGCUUCGUCGCUGCCACAGCCCUCCACUGCUGCACCCAGCCAACAGACAGACCGAGAGCGAGUGGUGGUCAUCACUUCUGAGAUCCCUCAGCAGACAGCAGCUGACUUUGUUCGGGAGUGGGAGGCGUUCCAUAAAACUCAGCCAGAGAUCUAUGAGCGCCGUGUAUGCUUCCUCCUCCUGCAGCUCUGCAAUGGCCUGGAACACUUGAAGGAGCACGGGGUCACGCACCGUGACCUCUGCCUCGAAAACCUGUUGCUGGUGCCUCAUCUCCGCAGGCCCUCCCAGUUCCCCCAACAGACCACCACUGACAACGCCACCAGUAACGGUUCAAGCGGUGUAGACAUUCAGCGUCACCUUCCCCGACUCCUCAUCAGCAACUUUGCCAAGGCCAAGCGUCGCUCCUCCGAGGAUGCUGCCUCAACCACUGUGGAUCCUCGCAUCAAACGUGACCACGCCAGAUUGGCACCUGAGAUCGUCUCAGCAGCUCAAUACCGUAAAUUUGACGAGUUCCAGACAGGCAUCUUGAUCUAUGAGCUCCUCCACCAACCCAACCCGUUUGAGGUGAGCCCAGCUCUUAAGGAACAAGACUACCGCUGUGAGGACUUGCCUGCAAUCCCCUCAGUCUCCCUUUACUCAGCUGGCCUCCAGAGGCUGGCCCAGCUGCUGCUUCAACCUGACCCCAUCAAACGCAUCCACAUCCAGGAGGCCAAGCGUAUACUGCAGAGCCUGCUCUGGGGCCCAAGGAAAGACCUGAUGGAGCAGCAGUGGGAGAGACAUGGACAGGGAGGAAGCUUUGUCGCCCGAUCACAACACGAGGGGCUCCUCAACUGGCUAGAUGUGAAACGGGCCCUACUGAUGAUGAAGUUCGCCGAGCGGUCACUGGAACCCGAGAGGAACGCAGAGCUGGAGGACUGGUUGUGCUGUCAGUACUUUUCCUCAGCUCACCCUCUGUCUCUCUGCCAUACUGCUGAACUGCUCUACUCGCUGAAGUGACGGCUCAUUUUAGGGUCAAAUAUGUGUGUGAGUGGAGCCGAAGUAAUGCGUGAAUG